This is a messenger RNA of Cutaneotrichosporon oleaginosum, 1770 nucleotides long. RefSeq lists its product as uncharacterized. The record is from RefSeq and is a predicted model, not a curated record. NCBI's taxonomy places the organism in Eukaryota, Fungi, Basidiomycota, Tremellomycetes, Trichosporonales, Trichosporonaceae. Gene Ontology annotation, molecular function: exonuclease activity; nucleic acid binding. Gene Ontology annotation, cellular component: nucleus.
AUCGCUUUUCCUUCCACUUCUUCUUACCUCGCGAUUACCUCGCAUCUACAACACACUUUGGGCGACAUGUUCUCAAACUUAGGCCUUUUUUCCCAGCAAACCUGCCCGGACUUGGAUUGUAAUCGUCCAAGCUGCCUUUUCAGGCACUCAACGGCUCGAACGGCGCGAUCCAGUAUUGAUCAGCUGAAGGAAACAAAGUCGAGAUGUCGUAUGGUGUCAACAACUGCUGCAGCCCCGCAAGUUGAUGUGGCGGUCUCCACGAAGCGCACAGCCACCAAACCCCUUGAGCAUCCUGUCCAGAAGAAGUCCUCUUCAGCAGCGUUGCUUCCCCAGCCAGCGAGCUCGUCGCCAGCGAUCACCUCCCUGUCAUCAACAUCAGCGCCAUCUGGGCCUCCCGCACUCCCAUACACGAAGCUUUCCCCUCAACCCCUCGCUGAUCGGCAGAAGGCUCUCGGCACACUCUACGCUCAAUUUGAGAAGCUCUACUCACGCGUCUUAGACCAGCAUCCCAAGCUUGCUCAGGAGUCUGCCCUCAAUCAAGAGGAUGAGACAUCCCGCAACACCCGCAGCAUAAAGGCUUACAAAAUGGCCAUUCAUCAAGCUGCUGUUUCCAUUUCCCGCCGAGCCCCGCCGGAUCGUGUUCCGCACAUCUCCAUUGGCACCGUGAAACAGUGUCGCGCAGCGGCAGAGGCAGCAGAGAUUGCCAAAGCGAGCAAAUUGACGACUCAGCGUGUUGAUAACCUUUGCCACGACAUUGAGACUCUGGUGCAGUGGGGCUACCCGGAUUACAACAACGAAGAGCUCCUGGCUCCUCCAGUCAUCAUAUCAAGUAUAACGGAGAGACAAGUGUGCGACAGGUGUAAGAAGGAUUUCGACCCAAACGUCGAGUACGAGUUAGGGGACUGCACAUUUCACUACGGUCGACCUCGCCCAGAGCGAAGAGAAGGCCGCCGCGUAUGGCUCUACUCGUGCUGCGGUAAGGAGCGCGGUGCGCCCGGGUGUGAGGAUGGCAUUCACGUCUUCUCAUUCAAGGAAGACGACGCAAAACUCGCGGCCCUAGAACCCUAUCGAACGACGCAGCAAGUACACAGUCAGAACGACAUUCUGGCGUCCGGUGCAUUUGAGAUCGUGGGCAUGGACUGUGAGAUGAUCUACACCACCGGAGGCUCCUCACUUGCUCGCGUUACGAUUGUAGAUGAGGAUGGAGCAACAGUCUUCGACGAGCUUGUGCGCCAGCGGCACAGAGUUCUAGAUUGUAACACUCGCUUUUCUGGCGUCGUCAAAGAAGAUUUGGAGCGUGCCGCCAUGGACCUCGAAGCUGUUCGCAAGGCCGUCUGUUCCUUUGUAGGCCCAAAGACAAUCGUCGUUGGACAUGGGCUGGAGAACGACCUUCGUGCUCUUCGUCUUCUUCACGAUCGUGUCAUUGACACCGCCAUCCUUUACCCCCACCCUAAUGGGCGUCCGUAUCGUCGAGCUCUGCGCGACCUGGUGAAAGAGCACUUAGGCUAUUUCAUCCAGGAAAACUCCGUCGGUGGACACAGCUCGGCGGAGGAUGCCCGUGCUACGAUCGAGGUGUUGAAGUCGAGGGUUCGUAAUUCAUGAACGAGCAUUGUAGUGUAACUUGGCAUGUGUGCGGUAGCGAGUAAAUGAUUUUGAACCCAGGCGUCACGAUCAGGGAAAAUUUGUGGCGGAGUCGUCGAGCGUGCAGACCAGGUGCAUUUGAUCACGACGCAGGAAGGCGUCGAACACAUCGGUGGAGAUGCAUGUUCC